AAAAAGCAAAAACUAUUACCGACCUUUAUCCUUUUUCCCCCAAUUUCUUCUUCCCGAAAAAAGCCAUGAACGAGGACCAGUCGCCGUCGCUAGGGUUUUCGCCAUAAUCCGUAUCCGUCCCAAAACUACGGUAGAUUCACGCCAUUUUUAUUCCAAAACUAGGGUUUUCUCAAAAUCUCCAUUUUCUCCCAAAUUAAGAAGAUUUCGAGCCCCAAGUCGUCGUCUUUCAGCUCAAGGAAUCGAGGAAUUGUUGCCAAUUUCAUUCCCCCGCAUCUUCUGAAACCCUAAAUCCCCAUUGAUUUUUUUGGGGUUUGGAUGAUAAUGUGUAUGCUUUGCGUGGUCCAUAGGUGGUCUCGUCGAGUUGCUACAAUGCUCCCUUGGCUUGUUAUCCCCCUGAUACUCAUCUGGGCUCUGUCCCUGCUCUUGCCCCCAAAUUUUCGUUUUGAGAUCACGAGCCCUAGAUUAGCUUGCGUUGUUGUUCUUCUAAUAACCCUAGUAUGGUACGAGAUCUUGAUGCCCAUGCUGUCUACAUGGAGAGCUAGGCGCUCUGCCCGCAUUAAAGAGGAGAGGAGGACCCAGGCCAUCGAGCUUCAGAAGCUGAAGAGGUUAGCUACCCGGAGGUGUCGUAAUUGUUUUACCCCUUAUAGAGAUCAAAACCCCGGUGGGGGGAAAUUUAUGUGUAGUUAUUGCGGGCAUAUUUCGAAAAGGCCUGUUUUGGAUUUGCCCGGGUGGCAAGAUUGGUCUGGGGAGUCAGUUUCAGGGCCACCGAGGUUUUGGGUUAAUGGUGGUCGUGGUGGUGAUGAGAGAUGUUUGACGGAGAAAUCGUAUUCAGGAGUGUUGGUUUUCGGGUGUAGAUUAGUGGGCUCGUUCUUUUUGAAAGUGAGGUGGGUCUGGAGAAAGGUUUUCAGGGUUGGAUCAGGAGAAGAUGAUUCAUUGAAUGGAGAGGGUAAAGGAUUGUCUAAUAAGAGAGGAGAGAAUGGAGGGAGUUUUCAGGAGAGCAGAGGAGAGAGAGCUAGAAGAAAGGCUGAGGAGAAGAGGCUGGCUAGGUUGGAAAGGGAGAUGUUGGAGGAGGAGGAGAGGAAGCAGAGGGAGGAGGUUGCUAGAUUGGUGGAGGAACGGAGGAGAUUGAGGGAUGAGAAGUUGGAAGCGGAGAGAUCACGGUCAAAGACGUUGGGUGUUGAUGGGGAAAGAGAUAGUAGGAGGGAGACAGAGCGGAGGAGGCGUGAGAGGAGGAGGGAGAAAGAUAAAGGGUCAAGUAAGAGUAAUUCAGAUGGGGAAGAUCUUGAGAAGAGGACAAGCAGAGAGAAUGAGAAGAAGCGGGAUUUUGAUAAGAAGAGCCAGAUAGAGAGAACAAAGGCUACUGCAGAGAGUUUAAAGUCACAAUCGUUGGAAGGUAACGGGAAUAAGGUGGUAGGGAAUAAGACCAGGUACUUUGAUAGGAUGAAAGGAACUCUUUUAUCAUCUUCUAGAAGUUUCAAUGGUUCAUCAUUUUUUGGGAGGAAUGCUCAGACUGCUGUCACUGUUACCAAAGUUAGUAAACCUGCAGGUGGGUUCAUAGAUAAUGGUCAGAAUUCUGGGACUAAAAAGGAUACUCAUUCUUCAGGGAAUGCAAUUGGGAAAUCUACUCCAAAUGGAGACCAUCGACCUGUGGAGACGGAUGUACUGCCACGAGCAACUGUCCCGAAAAAGUCUUGGCAUCAGCUAUUUACUCGUUCUUCUGCUGUUUCUCCAGAUCCAGAUACAAAUAGUGUUACAUUUGGAAAUCCUAAUUGGCAACCGGAAGCUAGAAGUGUUCUUGACCAGAAAGCAUUUCCUAGUUAUUCUGUUGAUAAUCAAUUCAAUUUUCGGCGAUCAUUGCCUCUUGCUGGCUACUCUUCACCAAACUCAUCAAAUGGAAGUUUGGCUUCAAACUUUACGUCUGACUCUAUGUUUCCUCCUAUUAAAGAACCAAUGCACAACGGAUCAGUAGAGGACUCUGAGCUAUUUGAAGACCCAUGUUAUGUUCCAGAUCCUCUAUCAUUACUAGGGCCUGUAUCUGAUCAACUUGACAAAUUCCCUUUGGACCUUGGGAAUGGAUUUAUUGAAACGGGUAAGGUGGAGACUCCUCGUGUUCUCAAGAAUGCAUGUGCUUCAACCGAAGGGAGCAAGCCUUCACCUAUUGAGUCCCCUCUCUCCAGGUCACGAGAUGAAAGACUAGUUUCAUGUACUCCAAAGUCCCAGAAGUUGCAUUCUUCAAAACCAGAUGAAUUGAAUGACAUGCAAGGGACACGAACAUGGCAAAUGUGGGGCACCCCAUUGGCUUGGGAUGGACUUGGUCUUGCAGAUGGACCUUCCAACUGGUUUUCACCUUUGGUACAAAGCAAAUCUAACCAAGAUGUAUCCUGUACUUUGGGUCACAAUCCUGUAGUAUCUCAAGUUGAAACAGGAAUCCCUCUGCCUAGCAUACUUACUCCUCGAAAGGCUUCUGUUGGUACUCUCCAGAAUGGUGGGACAUUCGGUACUCUUGGUCCUGGUUUGUUGAAUGGCCGUGAUCCGUGGGUCCAGAAUUCUCCAUUUCCAUCACCAUUGCCGGUCGAUGGAGAAAACCACUUCCUGCCUCUGGAUCUCAUGGACAAUAUUGCUCAGAAUGAAGUGACAUAUGGUAGUUCGACUAGUGGAGCAGCUGUACAUCAUUUUGAGGUGCCUCGAGCUAAUGGCUGGUCUAAGGCAGCAAAGGGUAUGACAGAAGUCACAAAUUCAUCACCACCUGUGAAACCCCCAAACGUAGGCGGCCUCUUUUCGACUGGUCCAGAUGUACAGUCAGUCUGGUCUUUUAACCACCAAUAGGAGAAAAUAUAAGCAAGAAAAGCAAGCAUAGUUGCUUUUCUGAGGGGAAAGACCUGAAGAAAAACUAGUUUAAAUGUAAGUUCUUUUUUAAUGAAAAUGAGAUGGUCAUUUGAUUAGCAUGAAUAUAUAUAUAUAUAUAGAUGCAGCAUGAAUUCAUGCUUCUUGGCCUUCUUCA
Messenger RNA from Asparagus officinalis (garden asparagus), 3001 nucleotides. Its product is annotated as stress response protein nst1-like. The record is from RefSeq and is a predicted model, not a curated record. The transcript is spliced from 4 exons. Lineage: Eukaryota; Viridiplantae; Streptophyta; Magnoliopsida; Asparagales; Asparagaceae. Bases 316 to 2826 code for a protein of 836 amino acids.